This is a messenger RNA of Dendronephthya gigantea, 5709 nucleotides long. Its product is annotated as ras-specific guanine nucleotide-releasing factor 2-like. Lineage: Eukaryota; Metazoa; Cnidaria; Anthozoa; Malacalcyonacea; Nephtheidae. Gene Ontology annotation, cellular component: plasma membrane. Gene Ontology annotation, biological process: Ras protein signal transduction; positive regulation of GTPase activity. The record is from RefSeq and is a predicted model, not a curated record. The coding region runs from base 779 to 5275 and encodes 1498 amino acids. The transcript has 26 exons. Gene Ontology annotation, molecular function: guanyl-nucleotide exchange factor activity.
UAUUGACUCUAAUAUAAAGAAAAUGCUUAUAGGCUUCUUUGGCUGAAGUAGAAAAAUCGCUUAUAACUUGUCUACGAGUCAAGUGUCAUUCAAAUGCCCUUAAUUUUGUGGCGAAAAGCAAUCCUAUAACGACGAAUUUGUUGUCGUGAGGCUGCAUGUUUUUUUUCCUAAUAAUAUUUGUUUCGUUAUCUGUCUUUUCGUCGUUCUCACGCGCGGUUUAAAAUUGCUGCUGGCCGAGAGUGCAUGAGGCUAUAGUCAUUCUAUAACAGCUCUUGCCAGACACAUCAACGCGCGCCGUCACUGCAUAUGAAAUGAGUGAGAAACGAAGUGAAAUUUAUUUUGCCUAAUUUUGAAUUCGUUUGUAAUAACAGCGUAUAACCGCAGUGCUAAGAACUUAAUAUUAUCAUUGCGCCUACAAGAUCUCAUCGGCGAUUUAAUAAUACUGCUUUUCAGCAUUGCCAAUUAUAGUACUAUUUAGUAUGUUUAAUCUUAGCACGCAGAUGUUUUCUGUCUUUCCACAAAACGGAAGUUGUUAUAGAGCGUGCUAGCAGCACACAUAUUUACAUGAAAAAUGUAACGAUUCUCUGGUAGCAAGGCUCCUUCGUAGAUCAUAGACAGACAAUUUCUCCUGAUGACUGGAAAAUGCUAGUUUCUCAUCAGUUCUCAAGCGGGAUUUGAAUUUUUUUUCGCUGUUUACGCGCUACGGAUAAAUAUCUAUUCAGCUGGAAAGGCAAGUUCGCUUUCGGUAGCUAUAUAGGCUUGAACCCAGAACAACAAAAUGCCAGUGAGUAUUCGCUUCACAGACUUACAUCUCAACUACUUGACAUCAAGAGCAAAGGACGAACCAGCCUUAUCAGGAGAAUUAUCCAUAAAGGAUACUGACCACAGUUCCCAAAGAUGGCACAAGAGAUGGACAAUUCUUCACCAGAAUUUACUGCUUUACUUCGAGAACUCAUCGUGCACCAAACCAGUCGGUAUAAUUUUCCUGGAACAUUCAACUGUUGAUCUCGUCUCCUUAGCAAAACUACGAGAUAUCCCCAAGCAGCAUACGUUCUACAUCGCAAUCCCGGAGGACAGUGAACAGCAGAAAUAUUUUCUUCGAGCAAGUUCAGAAGAUGAAUGUAACAAAUGGGUGAAUGCUCUACGGUCGUGCAGUUAUGCUUCCCUACAGUUGGAAAACAAACAGCUUGAAGCAAAAUAUAAUCUCUCAACUCAAAUCCUGGAAGCCGAGCAAGAAGCCAAAGAACAACUGAUAAAUCAAUGCAUGGAAUAUGAUCAGCAUAUUCAAUCCUUGGAGAGUAAUCUCGCAAAAAAGAGGCGUCAGGAGGAAACAAACAAGCAGGUUGAAAAUCAGGAAGACGAAACCGAGAGCAACGAUAUUAAAAAAAUUAAAAAGGUGCAAAGUCUGGUACGAGCUUGGCUUUGUCGUCGUCGCUGGCAUUCUGUUGUCCAGAACUACAUUGAGUCAGGUCAUGCAUCAAGCAUACGCCAGCGAAAUCAAGUUAUCUUUCAUUUCGUCCAAGAGGAAGAAGAAUAUGUGACAGACUUGUCAACUUUGGUCACAUCAUUCUUACGUCCCUUUCGCAUGGCCGCCAGUGCUAGGAAACCCCCUACCUCACACGAGGAAGUUAAUUCCAUAUUUUUAAACUGUGAGAUUAUCCUAUUUCUUCAUCAAAUAUUUCUAAAAGGACUUCAUACGCGAAUGGAAAAUUGGCCGACACUUAUUCUUGGCGACCUUUUUCGUAUUCUACUUCCAAUGUAUGGGAUUUAUCAGGAAUAUGUUCGAAACCACCACUAUAGUCUUCAGAUGCUUGCAGAAUGCAAGAAACAUUCGCUAAGUUUCAACCGACUUUUGACAAUCCACGAGGAAAAACCAGCCUGCGCCAAUAGAAGUUUAGAGACGUUUUUAACUCUCCCCAUGCAUCGAGUACCUGGUUACAUCAUCACACUUCACAGACUUCUAGCAUUCACUCCGCCUGAUCAUGUGGAUAGACAAUCAUUGGAGCAUGCGCGUGGCGUUUUAGAAGAAUUAUCGUUGUUGAUGCAUGAUGAAGUUAGUGAAACAGAAAAUAUUCGCAAGAAUUUGUCCAUUGAAAGGCAGAUAGUGGGAGGUUGCGAGGAACUGCUUGAUGUAAAACAAGUCUUCAUUCGACAAGGAAGCUUGAUUCAAGUCGAAGAAAGUCACAAAAAGCCGAUAUUGUCGUUUGCAGGACUUGGCUUGAAACCUCACGAAAGAAAGGAGUAUGUUCGUCAUUGCUUUUUGUUCUCUGGACUGUUGUUAAUUGCAACAAGAUCAUCAAAUGGGAAGCUGUCUCUACACAAGUCAACUGGAAAACUACAUCUGUCCAACGUGUCUGUGAUUGAAAAUCUAUUCGAAGAAGAUAUAAUCUUCGAUGUUAGUACACCUACGACCAAGAUCGAUCAGCAUUGUGGAUAUGCUGACAUGGCGUUGAGAGUUGUUGUACAUCCACGUGAUGGGGAAACCCCACUGACUAUAACAUUGGUUGCACAGACGGCUCACGAGAAAGCAGCCUGGCUUGGUGACCUGAAGCAAUGCAUUGAAAACAUGACAUUGAUCGACAACGUUCAGGACACCUCGUUCUCGUCGCGUUAUUGUUUUACUAAUGUCAGAAAUGAUCCAAGUUUGUACACUGAUGAUGUUGGUAUUAAAUACUCCAAGUGUCUAAACUCUUGCAGAAUACCGCGGAUACGUUAUGCAAGUCUGAAGCGGUUAUUUGAACGUUUACUGGAUUUACGAUUUUUGAGCAUUGAAUUUUUAAACACCUUCCUCAUCACAUAUCGUAUAUUUACGGACGCUGACACCAUAUUGGAUGUUCUGGAGAAGUUUUAUAAUGAUCGACAAAGAUCGUGCUCAUUACCUGUGACCGGCGGCGAUAUUCAUCAUAUCACUACCAAUCGUCGUGUAAAUUCACUGAACGAAAAAUGUUCCACUAGAAAUUGUGCCCCAGUCAAAAACCACACGGGUCUUAACGAGGAAUCGAUUGAGGAUGAUGAAGAGCCUUUAGCUCGACCAACGACACUCCAACUUCCCCAAUCUUGUUACCACCGUCGUCACUCAUCCCCCUCUGCCCUGGGCGAGGGUCAUGUCUUCCAGUACCCCAAUUUGGACACUUCAACUAACAGCACAGACUCUGAGCUGGAUGGAAGGAAUGAUUCUGAGGCGCUUUUCGCAAGCGGUUUAAAACGAUCAAGAAGUCGUGUCAACAGUGGCCCCUCGAAGGGCCGCGAGGAUAGCGAUUCUAAUCUCGGUUCAAAAACAUGGCCGAGAGAGUCUCAGUAUAGCAGCCAGGGGAAUAGUUUGUCACAGAUUCAUUGUACAAGCCAGGGUAAAAGUCUGUCUCAUGAAGGAAAUGGUCAAGUCUCUGAAGUGUCUGGAAUAAGAGAGAGAAAGUCUCGUCGUGGAUCAGAGAUUGCAGUUGAACCUAUACCCGUCAUUACUAUGGACUGUUCCCUCGGUAAUAAUGUUACCUCGGAGAAUAUUGAUACUCUAAACCAGACUUCUGUCUUGGAAAUUGACGCUAAUAACAAUCCAAGCCCUAAGUCAAGCAGUUCUAGUAUAGUUAGUGAGCACUGUCUCAACAAUGUCUCAAGUGGUAAUAUCGUUAAGACUACUCGUGGCAGAAGUGGACAAAGUGAUAACCUGCUCAAAGAGAGACAGAACAAAGACAGGAGUAUUUACGAGGGAAUUAAAGAUAGUAAUCACAGUUAUGUUAAAGAGAUCAGUGUUCAACAGAACAAUAUUAAAGACAAGAAACACUCCAAGUCGGUGAUGAACAGUUGUGGCUUUUCGCUUGGGCUUGAACGUUCAAAAGAACUACCGGACAAAAGACCCAACUCUUGUCCUAAGACUGUGGGGAAACAAAAACCAGAUUACCUCAAAACAACCUCCCAGGAGAACCCCAGCCCUAAGCAUAGUAAAGCAAGAUCUCAGAGCUUACUGGAGAGGCGCAAGGGGGGGAAGGAGGCGAAAUAUGGACUCUCAAGUUCUGGGGAACUUAAACCAAAACGGAAAUUUUCAUUUCCCCGCCCUCUCUCACCCCGGUUAAACUCGAGCUCGCCAAAACCUGUGGCAAGUCCUGGGGCGGUUGUGACGUCAGCACGGGCGUCUAGGAGAAGGACUAGUAUUACUGCUGCCGCUGCUGCAUUCGCGGCUGCCACUGCUGGCGCACCUUGCUCGCCUUCGUCACCUCUUCCGUCAUCAAAUGCACGAUUUUCAUUUCGUGAAGUUCAAGGACCAUUAGCUAGAGUUUUGACUGUAUUACAUCACUGGCUUAUUAAACACGGACAGGAUUUCCGCAAUGUCCUGGCGCUACAGUCGAGAUUGAAAACGUUCAUUGAUAAAGUGAAAAGAUGUGAAAAGACCACCUCGGAACAGAGACGAUUUUGUAACACAAUUUUACAAACUCUCGAUAAGGAUCCCAGCAGAGCAACUGAUGAAAAACUUUUCGAGAGGAUAUUCUUACGUCGGAUCCAAACGCCGUCAGAACUUGGACUUACUUUUGAUAAGGUUUCCUCAAGUCAGUUGGCUGAACAACUAACACUCACAGAACAUCUUCUCUUUUCAAGAAUACCUUCUUUCGAGUUUCUUAAUCUGUCGUGGAUGAAGGCGGAUAAGGAAGUCAGAGCACCGAAUAUUUUGAGAGUGAGCCAGAGAUUUAACGAGGUAAGCAGAUUGGUGGCGUCAGAGAUACUCAGCCGCAGUACAGCAUCAUCGCGGGCGGCGGCUAUAGAGAAAUGGGUAGUCGUGGCAGACGUGUGUCGUCAUCUUUGCAACUUCAACGCUGUCUUGGAGAUUGUUUCGGCGCUUAUGAGUAGCUCCGUUUUCAGACUGAAGAAAACAUGGGAGAAAUUAUCAAAGCAGACAAAAGCCAUGAUUGACAAGUUGCAAGAUUUGGUGAGCACUGACGGCAGAUUCAAGAACAUGAGGGAAGCUUUAAGAUGUUCUAAUCCACCGUGUAUUCCGUACCUUGGUUUUUAUCUCACUGACCUGGCGUUUAUAGAAGAAGGGACGUCUGUAAAGAAUGAAAGUGGAUUAAUAAAUUUCUCAAAGAUGAGGAUGAUUGCACAAGUUGUUGAAGAGAUUCGCCAGUACCAGGAAAUUCGUUACAACAUCCAACACGAUUCGAGGGUUACAGAUUAUUUAUUCAAUCGAGAGAUGCUAAUGGAUGAGAAUUCGUUGUACAAAACAUCUUUAACUUGGGAACCAAAGAAACGACCAUCUGUGAGAUUAAAGAAAGCUGACAGUCAGGAUUGACUCGCAGUGUGUAUGAUCAUGGUAUAUCUACGUUUUACAUUUCUAAGUAAAAGAGAGUUUCAGUUGUUAACUGCUGGGUUUUGAGCCAGUUUUCAACAGAAAUAUGACAAUGAGCAUUUGUUGUGGUUGGUAUCAACAACACUCGACCAGUUUGCGAUCAAUUUAAACCUUCGUUUUCUUCAUGAAAUGCAUUAAUACAGUGUUGGAAAUCUUAUGUUUUCUUGGUAGUCAUCCACUAGCUGAUUUUAUCCAUGUCGUGGAAAGCAAUUUUUGAACUGUUUGGCUUUGUAAAAUAUUAGAUAUUUUCUAUUUUUGAAUUUUAGAUAGUCACUCAUUUUCAAAGUAAUUUUAUCGUAAUUUAUUAACUGAUACAAAAGGAAAAUAUGUUAUCUACAGUGGUGUUAGAUAUAAGUUGAAUUUAUAUGGGAAAUAAA